AUGUUUGAAGACCCAGCUGUGAUGAGGAUCAUAGAGGGGCGACCGAGCCUUAAGACUCUCGACAGUGCCAUAGUGGACUGUGGGAAGGCCAUGUACCAGCAUACCUUUGAAAAGGAUUGGAUGGUACCAUCUUACAGAAAGGCCAGAAAAAUCUCAGGAUCUAUACUUCAGGACAGUGCUGUAGUGUGUGUGAUUGAUGGUCACAGAGGUCAGCACCUGACCUCCAACUUCCUGGAUUUGCCAUAUGUCUCUUCCUUCAGGGGCAGGAGAGGGGAACCCAGAGGACCCUACUCCAGAAGACAGUUUGGCCAAAGAGGCUUCUCUCAGGUGCAUUCACCCAUGAUACCAGGAUCACCCAUUUUCUCACGUCAGCCGUUAACCCCACAGCAUUACAAUCAGACAAGAGGUUUUAUGUAUCCUACGAGCCGACCUUGCCCAACCACUCCUCGAUCUUUGACUCCUAAGAUGAUGCAACUUCGUUUCGGUGCAAAUUCACCAAGGCCAUCCCCCUUUUACAGUCCCUCGUCUAACCCAGUGCAGCAUUUCAGUCCUUGUCCGACCCACAGGUACCCGGGUCCAGUCACCCAGCUCCACCCACAACAUAAACGGCUACUUAGUCAAAAACAGCGAUUGUUCCAAAGAAAACAGGAGGGCUGGGAUUCUUACUUUAAUCUGAUGACAGCCAAAGAGAAGGAGUGGAUCACCCGGCUGCAGAUGAUUCAGCUACAAAGUGAGAAUCCAUAUCUCGAGGACUACUACUACCAGGAGUACUAUCGACGAAUAGAAGCUAAGAUGGCAGAGGAAGAGCUGGGCAUCAGGAGCAAGAGAGAGCCACCCAAACUCACCACACCUUACAUCACAAAAACUGACCACCAGUACACACCAGUGGUGCACAUUGAAGGCUCUUUGGGUCAAGUUGCUGUGUCCACAUGUUACUCUCCUCGCCAUGCCAUCAGUGCUGUUCAUGCUGUCCAAGCUCAGGGUCCACUCGAGGAACAAAAAGACACAAGACAACAGCGGUUAGAGGUCCUCAGCAAAAUAGAAAAGUUGUUCAUGGUUUUGUUGGAGGUGGAAGAGACGGAGAGGAUGAAAACCCCUGUCUUGUCUGAAGCAGAAGAAAGAAGGUUGAUGGAGAAGACCCAGGGGAAGGUGAAGCACAUCUUCUCCCAGCUGCAACACCACGAUCCCCUAGAUUCAGGAGGAGAGUUUCUUCCUUUCCUGCUGGUCUCAAAAGGCAAAAAGCUACUCGCCCGUCUGCUCCCAUUUCUGAAACAUGAUUCUGCAGUAAAGAUCCUGAGGAUUGUGACCACUAACCUCCCUACUCUGAUGAGCAGAGAUGCAGAUGAGGCUCUUCCAGUGCUCUACCCAUCUCUUCUGAAAGUGAUUGGAGGCCUGACAUUCAGUCAGCUAAUUGGGGUCCUCAGAGAUCUGACAGAGUCUGAGUCUCUUACAACGUAUGAGUCGCUCACGCUGGUGUGUCAGAACAAGUUUGGAUUGUCCUUACUGUAUGGUCUCCUGUCCAAAGGAGAGAAGUUGCUGUCCUCUGGUGUUCCUCUAGAGCCCAGCAUCGGUGACUUUGAGACCUGGACCGACACAAUAUUCCAGGUGGCAGGGCAGCUAUCGCAGUGUUCACUGGUGGAGCCACUUCUUAUGCCCUCAAACCUGCUCACACUCUUCUGCCGUUACCUGGACAAGCGGACUGUGCAUCAGCUAAAAAGCAACAUGGAGUAA
Molecule: messenger RNA, 1731 nt
Organism: Scomber scombrus (Atlantic mackerel)
Lineage: Eukaryota; Metazoa; Chordata; Actinopteri; Scombriformes; Scombridae
Gene: patl2
Product: PAT1 homolog 2
Exons: 16
Coding region: 1-1731 (576 amino acids)
Biological process (GO): P-body assembly; deadenylation-dependent decapping of nuclear-transcribed mRNA
Cellular component (GO): P-body
Molecular function (GO): RNA binding
Source: RefSeq, a predicted model, not a curated record